Molecule: messenger RNA, 528 nt
Organism: Trichoplax adhaerens
Lineage: Eukaryota; Metazoa; Placozoa; Uniplacotomia; Trichoplacea; Trichoplacidae
Exons: 2
Coding region: 1-528 (175 amino acids)
Source: RefSeq, a predicted model, not a curated record
AUGUUUGCUCGAACGGGAGAAACAAGAUGGCUAAAAGGGAGUCGGUGGCGAGCCGAAUUUGGCUCAUGGCGUCAAAAAGCAGCAAGUCAACAGGAUACAGGGGGUGCAGUGAUGGAUGAUGGAGAUUCCUUAUUCGUUAGCAUAUCCAAUACUCAGUCUCGAAUCAUUAUGCAAUUAGGGCAAUUAAGUUCAAGACUAAGGACGCCUAGAAGAAAUCGCAGCGUGCAAGGAUGGCGCAACGGCUACAGAAAAUUGGCGACUGCACACGAGAUGAAAUCAACGUUGCUCAAUCAAUUCAUCACGUGCACGAUCGGUCUAAAUGAAAGCAAUCAAAAUGAAUAUGGCGAUUCAAAUCAAGUGAUAGCAAGUAAUUUAAUCAUAAUUCAAGGCUUGCAGCUUAGCCAUCUUUCUGCAUGUGUCAAGAAUGAUAGCGAUGCAAUUUUGGAUCAAUGUCCGCAACGCGAUAUGGAAAAACACGCAGUAGAGGCUCCGCUUUCUGUGCCAUUUUUCCAUUUGCUUACAGCUUAG